Molecule: messenger RNA, 1273 nt
Organism: Zophobas morio
Lineage: Eukaryota; Metazoa; Arthropoda; Insecta; Coleoptera; Tenebrionidae
Product: congested-like trachea protein
Exons: 5
Coding region: 234-1133 (299 amino acids)
Biological process (GO): carnitine transmembrane transport; mitochondrial ADP transmembrane transport; mitochondrial ATP transmembrane transport
Cellular component (GO): mitochondrial envelope; mitochondrial inner membrane
Molecular function (GO): ATP:ADP antiporter activity; O-acyl-L-carnitine transmembrane transporter activity
Source: RefSeq, a predicted model, not a curated record
UGCGCUGCAUUACACACAUUGCGAAGAAAGUGGACUUUCGAGACGAUGACAAGGUGACGGUAAAUUUUAUCACAAUCCAAGGUCCAGGGAUAGUUUAAAAUUAUACAUAUUUUAAAUAUUUUCGCACAUUAUGUGAAUUUAACGGUGACAUUGAAAUUUGAGGUUAUACACUUAUUUAUUUUCACGUUUUAAUUGGUUUGAUUGGAGUUAAGUGAACGAUUUAGUCUGGAGAAAUGGCGGAGAUGGGCCCUUUUCAAUAUUUUAUUUGUGGUGGUUUCGGCGGUAUUUGUACCGUGGUGGUUGGCCACCCCCUUGACACCAUUAAGGUUCGUUUACAAACCAUGCCUGUGCCUAAGCCUGGGGAAAAACCUUUAUAUUCAGGCACUCUAGAUUGUUUUAAGACUACUAUAAGGAAUGAAGGAGUUAGGGGGUUGUAUAAGGGUAUGGGGGCACCGUUAGUGGGGGUUGCACCCAUUUUUGCCAUUUCUUUUAUGGGUUAUGGACUAGGAAAACAAAUGUUUGGGCCAGGAGCCGGCAAACAAUAUAGUUAUUUAGAUUAUUUUGUGGCUGGUGCCUUCUCAGGAAUUUUUACAACCGUUGUUAUGGCUCCCGGAGAACGUAUUAAAUGUUUGUUACAAAUUCAACAAGGAUCGGCGGGACCGAAGCUCUACAAUGGGCCUGUAGACUGUGCUAAGAAAUUGUACAAAGAGGGAGGGAUCAGAAGUAUAUAUAGGGGCUCAGGGGCUACACUUCUUAGAGAUAUACCAGCUAGUGGGAUGUACUUCUUGACGUACGAGGCGAUUAAAGACUAUGUCACAGAUGGAGGUAAAAAUUCGCCGAGUAUUCUAGGGACGAUAUUCGCGGGAGGUGCCGCAGGGAUUGCGAAUUGGGCCGUUGGUAUGCCCCCGGAUGUUUUAAAAAGUCGCUUGCAGACAGCACCCGAAGGCACGUAUCCAAACGGCAUUCGUGACGUUUUCAGGACUCUUAUGAAGGUUGAAGGACCGGCGGCUUUGUAUAAAGGAAUCACUCCGGUGUUGUUAAGAGCUUUUCCGGCGAAUGCCGCUUGCUUUGUAGGAUUUGAAUUAUGCAAAACAUUUUUAACUUAUCUUUCUGGCGAAGCAAAUCCAGUGUGAGAUACGGAGCUGUUUUUAGACAUCGAUUUUAUACGCCAUUUUAUAAUCUAGUAGGUAAUUGAUGUUAGGGAAUACACUGACUGAAGAUAUUUUUUUAUAUAAUGUAUAUAUUUAUAGUAUAUUAAAUUACAUACAUACGC